UAAAAUCCAAAUCCAACAUUAGCAAAUUUUCACCCUAAAGGGAGCAGAAACUGCGAGUGUGUGACGACUGAGCCAAUUCGAACAGCCCCUCCCUAGUGGAGCAGUAAUCGGCGAGAGAGAGGCUUCAAUUAAAAUUGAAUCGGUGAAAGAAUCGUAUAGAGAGAGAGAGAGAGAGAGAGAAGAGAGAACGUACUCCAUUGUGCAAAAUGUCGUCGGCGACGAACAUAGUGGUUGUGGACAACGGCGGCGGCCUGAUAAAAGCGGGACUGGGCGGCGAGCGCGACCCGUCCGCCGUCCUGCCGAACUGCCUGUACCGCCCUCCCUCCUCGAAGAAGUGGGUCCACCUGGACCCGUCGGCUGAGCCCGACCUGACUUCGGCAGCGGCCCGUCGGCCCAUGGACCGCGGGUACCUGAUAAACCCAGAGCUGGAGCGCGAAAUCUGGGCCCACCUGUUCUCCUCCGUCCUCCGCAUAUCCCCCUCCCAGUCGUCCCUCCUCCUGACGGAGCCCCUCUUCACGCUCCCCUCCAUCCAGCGCUCCCUCGACGAGCUCGUCUUCGAGGACUUCAACUUCCGGUCCCUCUACGUGGCCCACCCCCCCUCCCUCGUCCACCUCUACGAGGCCACGCGCCGCCCCUCCUCCCGCGCCCACUGCAGCCUCGUCCUGGACUCCGGCUUCUCCUUCACCCACGCCUCCCCCGUCCUCCACAACUUCACCCUCAACUACGCCGUCAGGCGCAUCGACCUCGGCGGCAAGGCCCUCACCAACCACCUCAAGGACCUCGUCUCCUUCCGCUCCGUCAACGUCAUGGAGGAGACCUUCAUCAUCGACCACGUCAAGGAGUCCCUCUGCUUCGUCUCCCUCGACGUCCCCCGCGACCUCUCCCUCGCCCGGACCGCCUCCAAGGACAACCUCUUCCGCGCCACCUACGUCCUUCCCGACGGCGUCACGCACACCAAGGGCUUCGUUAAGCACCCGCAUCAGGCUCGCCGCUUUCUUGCUUUGAGCAACCCUUCGCUUGUGGCUGAUCGGGAGAUUCACGACCACCACCUCCAACAAACCGACAACAACGUUGAUCUCACAAAAAAUGAGUUUGACUUAACGAAUGAACGGUUUCUUGUGCCGGAGAUGCUCUUCCGUCCUGCUGAUUUGGGAAUGAACCAGGCUGGGAUAGCGGAAUGCAUUGUGCGUGCUGUUAAUGCGUGCCAUCCGCAUCUUCACCCUGUGCUCUACGAAAGUAUCAUAUUAACGGGUGGAAACACCUUGUUUCCUCAGUUUGCUGAGAGAUUAGAGAAAGAGCUUCGGCCUUUGGUUCCUGAUGACUAUAAUGUGAAGAUAACUGCUCAAGAAGAUCCCAUACUAGGUGUUUGGCGAGGAGGGUCACUUUUGGCAUCGAGUCCAGAUUUUGAAGCAAUGUGUGUUACCAAGUCUGAGUAUGAGGAGCUUGGUUCUGCUAGAUGUCGCAAGAGAUUCUUUCAUUAACUAUGCAUGCUGUCAACAUGGCUACUCCAAUGUUGUAUCUUCCUCACAAGCAAUGUCACACGGCGGAGAAGGCAGUGGAGUGCCAAUUCGGAGAAUAUUGAUUGAACCCGCUGUACAUUAUUGAUUGGUUCAGCCAUUUUUCAGUCCUUGUCUUUCCAACAGAUUCUUACUUGGAACCAAGGUGUGAAUUUUGGAUCAUCAUCUUCUGUGCAAUGAGUUUAUUUGAGAAAUCAUAUAUGUUGUCUACAGGUUUCGGGAGAACAUGAUACUAGGUCAAAGUCCAUAGGAAGGUGGCUUCACUUUUCAUCUGCAACAAGAGCGGCAUGCUUUUGAGGUGCGAUCUAAUGUGAUAUCAGAAGGAUUUAGAUAUUUAUAAAAAAAAAUCCAUUGUCUGGAGUCUGAAGUUAGCCUUAACUAUUUCAUUACUGCCUGCUAUUAAAUGUAUGUAAUUCUGUGAAAUUUUGUGGUUCGUGCUGCUAUUUGACCUUAAGUAGAAUUCUCUCUUUUUAUCCUUCCAAUUCGAGCUGGUUUGAUUAUGGGUUUGAUCAAACUUGGAUUUUCAAUCUGUUGGUCCAAGUCCUUGCUUAAGCCAUUCAAAGUUAAUGGUUUUCUGGGA
Molecule: messenger RNA, 2097 nt
Organism: Cajanus cajan (pigeon pea)
Lineage: Eukaryota; Viridiplantae; Streptophyta; Magnoliopsida; Fabales; Fabaceae
Gene: ARP6
Product: actin-related protein 6
Source: RefSeq, a predicted model, not a curated record